UGCUUCGCUGGAACAAAAGGUCAAAGUGGACUGCAGUGUAAAUGUGGAGGCAGCCGAUAAAUAUCCUUGCCUGCAGCUGGAGGUGGAGAGGCAGCGUCAGCUGCAGCAGGUUGUGUGCUCCGCGGGUCCUGCACACCGGGCUUGGCUGGAAGACACUGGGGGAUCCCGUGCAGAUUCGCACACGAGGAUGGCGUGUGAAAUCAUGCCGCUGCGAAGCUCACAGGAAGAUGAACGACCUUUGUCACCUUUCUAUCUGAGUGCUCACGUAUCUCAAGUCAGCAAUGUUUCAACAACUGGAGAACUCUUAGAAAGAACCAUCAGGUCAGCAGUAGAAGAACAUCUUUUCGAUGUCAACAGCUCUGGAGAUCAAAGUUCAGAAGACUCAGAAACUGGACCACCAUCACCAUCUUCAACACCCACCAGGCAUCGAGGGCAUCAAUUUAAGAAGCAGGAUGAUGUUUGGCAUGGCCGAGACAAGGAACUUAUCAACAAGGAGAAUAUCCCCUAUGGCUUCCACAGCUAUGAUGAGUGCGUUGUGAACAGCCAGGAAGCAGAAAGACUCCCGGAGGACACCUGUGACUGUGUCGGAGAAAGAAGUAAACCCAAACGUCAGAAAUCCAGUUCCAGGCUCACGGAGCUCAGUGAAAAUCAUGAGGGACUCCUGAACGUGGACAGUUCUGUGCCGUCCCAUGGAAGACCAGGACCGGAAGCUGUUGAACUGAGAUCCAAUGAAAGCAAAGAAAAUGGAAGUGGUAGUGGAGACCCUCAACAUUGUGAGAGCCCCACAAUGAAGAUUCAGGAGCAUCCCAGUAUAUCUGACACCAAACAACAGAGGAAUCAAGAUGCCGAUGAUCAGCAGGAGAGCUUUGUCCCUGAAAUGCCCCGGUUGGACCUGACAGCAUUAUGCGAUGAGAAGAACUGGGAAGAGCCCAUCCCUUCCUGGCAGCAAGAGAAUGUGGACUCUGAUGAAGCCCGCCUCUCCCCACAGGCUGGGCGCCUGAUUCACCAGCUUCUGGAUGAGGAUAGUGACCCCAUGCUGUCCCCCAGGUUCUAUGCCUAUGGGCAGAGCAGGCAGUACCUGGAUGACACAGAAGUGCCUCCUUCUCCCCCCAAUUCCCACCCUUUCAUGAGGCGGAGAAGCUCUUCCCUUGGGUCCUAUGAUGAUGAGCAAGAGGACCUGACACCUGUGCAGCUCACACGAAGGAUCCAGACCCUUAAAAAGAAGAUCCGCAGGUUUGAGGACAGGUUUGAAGAGGAAAGGAAGUACAGACCCUCCCACAGUGAUAAAGCGGCCAACCCAGAGGUUCUGAAGUGGACAAAUGACUUGGCCAAAUUCCGGAAACAGCUGAAAGAGUCAAAACUAAAGAUCUCGGAAGAGGACCUCACCCCCAGGACACGGCAACGAAGCAACACGCUCCCCAAGAGCUUUGGUUCCCAGCUAGAGAAAGAAGAUGAAAAGAAGCAAGAACUGGUGGAUAAAGCCAUUAAGCCCAGCGUUGAAGCUACCCUGGAAUGUAUUCAGAGGAAGCUCCAGGAGAAGCGAGCAGAGUCCAGCCGUCCUGAGGACAUUAAGGAUAUGACCAAGGACCAGAUUGCUAAUGAGAAAGUGGCUCUGCAGAAAGCCCUUCUGUACUAUGAGAGCAUCCACGGGAGGCCGGUAACAAAGACUGAGCGCCAGAUUAUGAAACCUCUGUAUGAUAGGUACCGACUGGUCAAACAGAUCCUGUCCCGGGCCAGUGCUGUCCCCAUCAUGGGGUCCCCCACCAGCAAACGGAGAAGCCCUUUGCUGCAGCCGAUUAUCGAGGGCGAAACUGCUUCCUUCUUCAAGGAGAUAAAGGAACAAGAGGAUGCGUCAGAAGAUGACAGCUCCGCCAAGCCAGACUUCACUGUCACGCUGAAAACAGACUGUGGUGCACAGUGUUUUCUGGAGCAUCUUGAAGAUGAUGCUGAUGGAUUUAUCUCACCAAUGGAUGACAAAAUGCCAUCAAAAUGCAGCCAAGACUCAGGCCUUUCAAACCUCCACUCUGCUUCAAUACCUGAGCUCUUGGAAUACCUUCAGGAAAUGAGAGAAGAAAAGAAAAUGAUUCGACAGAAACUUCAUGAUUUUGAGGACAAUUUUUUCAGACAGAAUGGGAGAAAUGUCCAGAAGGAAGACCGCACUCCGAUGGCCAAGGAAUACAGCGAAUACAAGCACAUAAAGGCCAAGCUACGGCUGCUGGAGGUGCUUAUCAGCAAAAGAGACACUGAUUCCAAGUCCAUGUGAGGACUCCUGGUGCAGAUGACAACUUUCCCAGGAAAGAUCAGUUCCGGAAGGCAGCCUUGGAGCUGGACCUAGGAAGCAGGCAGUCUCCUCCCUCUGAGCCUUCAGACUGGUUCCUGCUUCCAUUGCCCGCCUUAGAAACUGCCUGCAUGGAAGGCAACAGUGUGACCUGACUUAGAAAUUUUAUAAUGGGAGAGUCAGGACUCCUACCCAUAUCAAUGCACACUGCAGUAGGAACUUCACUGCCAUGAGCAGUGAGCAGACACGCCGUCAGACACAUCCAUCCAUCUACAGAUAACUUGCUGUUCUUCCCCGACAUCUGAGAAACACGAGGCCAUUGUAAAACUGUGACAAACACAAGCUCAGGACUUCGCUCGCAGAGCCUGCUUGCCGUGGAGGUCUGUGCUCUCCCUGGCCCCCCACCACAUGGUGACCGUGCAUUGGCAUACCAUUUGCUGCCUUGGCUGUUUCCCAAGCUGUACUUGUUCACUCCCAUCGAUGCAUUUCCCGUUAGCUCUCAGGUAGAUGGAGGCUGUACCUGCCCGUCUUGGCAGGGCAGUCCUUUCGCUGAUGUGCUCUCUCAGCUGACAGCUGAGGAGCCUAAACUCUCUUCAAGACACUGACUGCACUUUCCCGUCUCAGACAUUGAUGCCGAACACAGAAGAGGCCAGUGUUCCUGUGAUAACCUGUUUGGGGCUCAAUUUCGUUGUUGCACUAGCCAAACAAAGGGGUCCUGCUUAGUUUUAGACUAGGUAUAGAAUAUCAUCGGAGAGAGGGGUCUGUAUCAGGCUCCUGAACUUACCAGAGUUUAAUUUUUCUACGAAAGUCAACCUGCACUAAAAUCCCCACACGGAUGGGUAAGAAGAAGACGUAGCCCUCGGAGCUCAGUUCAUUUUCAAGGCAGAAUCUAGAUCACAGUUUUCAAGACGAUACAGAGACAAAAUGGUAUGUGGCCCAUGGUGAUGCUCUUUUUCCCCCAGAAGUCUGUGUCACAAAGCUGUCUAUAUUAGACAUUUUAGAGGGACCAGGGAACUUAAGCCACCCAAUCAUUCAUCUCUCCUGUGUGCUUGCUGUCACUCGAUGGUGUGGUGAUGCUUUUCAUUUAUGGUCUCUCUGAGGGAUGCCGGCUUGGAAGACGGCAGCAGAGGCUGGGCAGGCAGCAGGGAGACCGCUCUGUUUUGAGAGUCACCUCCUACAGGGUACCGUGUUACGGAGGAGAAUGGGAAAUUGUAUCUCCAGUUGCAAAGAUGUCAGACGAUUUUCAGCACUGCUCUCUUUGCUACAGCUCUGUCAUCGGGAGGCUCUUUCGGUAAUGGGGGUGGGGAUGGAGAACUCCUUCAGUUUUGCUUUUAUAAAUAAUCAUGUAGAAGCAUGAGCCAUGGAAAUACUGUUUUUAUCCACACACUUAAAGACGGUACAUAAUCCUACAUAUUUCAAUAUAUGUGAAAAUGUAGUUUGAUGUUCUUUGCUCUGCUGUUUCCAUUUGCUGAUUUUUCAAGAAGCUAUGUUAUGAAUAAAAUUAUGUAAUG
This is a messenger RNA of Microtus ochrogaster (prairie vole), 3789 nucleotides long. It is a transcript of the gene Fam13a, whose product is annotated as family with sequence similarity 13 member A. The record is from RefSeq and is a predicted model, not a curated record. NCBI's taxonomy places the organism in Eukaryota, Metazoa, Chordata, Mammalia, Rodentia, Cricetidae.